This is a messenger RNA of Dracunculus medinensis (Guinea worm), 507 nucleotides long. Lineage: Eukaryota; Metazoa; Nematoda; Chromadorea; Rhabditida; Dracunculidae. The record is from the annotation of a GenBank genome assembly.
AUGAGCCAAAAAUUUCUGAAGACUUUUAUCAAUCGAAAUCCGCGAAACCUUGAAUUACUCGGCUUUCAGGCACCUCCGAAAGGUUAUGACCUUCAAGUUGACCGAUUUCAGCGUUCAUUUAUACAUAAGGCGCAGCUGGUUCGCUUAAAGAAUCAUACCGAAGCUCACUUAUUGCAUUAUAAAAAUGGUAUCGUCUUAACUGCUUCUACUCGGGAAAAAGCAGUUUCAAAUCAGCUUCACAGCAAUAUAGAUGUUACAGCAGCCUUAAAUCUCGGUCGCAUUCUUGCGAUUAGAUGUCUUAUGGCUGGCAUUCACUUUGUGAGCAUAGCAGACAAUGAAGAAAUGAUUAUGGAAAAUGACCAUUUGAAAGCAUUUUAUGAUUCUAUGGCAAAUGAAGGUGUCGUAUUAAAUGAACCGCCACAUAUUGAACACAAUUAUAUCAGUGAUAGGAAUUUUUUGCAUGAUCGGUAUAUUGUAAACCACACUCGUCUUGAUAAAACCGAUUAA